CUUAGCCACCGACUCGAGUCCAGCGUCCACUCCUUCUACCGCUCGUCUCGUCUCCCUUCAUCCUUCCUUUCACACCUACACCAACCCACUGCUCCAGACGCCUACAAACAUCGAGCAUAGGAAUUCUUCCUGCCCCUACGCUCCUUCAAGGCGACGUCAGACACGAUCUGCGAUAAUUCUCCCACCCAUUGAAUUGGGUUACCAUUGGGAUCCCUUGGCCCAGUCGAAACUGCGCCGCAAGCCUCAUAUACAUAUCCAACCACCAUUGUAUACACACAAACAGACAUUGCCGAGUCGCACGUUAUCUGCACCCAGCCUUCCAACGCGCCAGUGCCAGGUCUAUCGGGACUUCGAUAUACUCGGUUCACUUUCCUUCAGCAAUCUGUCUACCUGUCUUAUUCAUCGAUCGCCAAGAAGGGCACAGGUCGCAAGGAUUCUUGUUGAUUUCGAGCCACCACCUGUGCACCAUCUUGUUUUCUUUCCUACAUGCAGGAGUACAAGACAGUCACUAUGGACUCGAGGCCGGCAUCCCAUCAAGUCACUACCGUCGCAGCAGUCUUGAACCCGGACGGAAAUCGCGAUUCCGCUUACUUUUCCAGUACUGACAGCAAGCACAAUUCGGCCGCCUCCAACAUGACCAUCUCGGUCCUCAGCCCAACCAACUCCGCCCACCACUCCUCGUCAGCCGACAAGACGCCUUCGCCAGUCGCCACAGGCGCCAUGCCCCAGACUCUGGUCUCUCCUACCCAAAGCAACAUGAGCGUUGCGUCCAUGGUGUCCCCAACCACACCCGGCAGUGCAGACCCCCGACGGGCCGAUCGCCCUACCUCGCUCGAACACGGCCAACCGAAUGGGAUGCUCGAUCCAGUUAUGCAGGCCGCGAGCCGUCGUGAAAGUGUCGACAGCAGGAUGAACCAAGGCUUCAGCGACAUGAGGCUCGGCGCUUCUUCUCCCUAUGCGACUCACAAUCAAUCGACUUCGUCAAUUCAAAAUACCCUCAACCAGCAGCGAAACCCACGACCGGGUCUGGAGAAUGUUGCUAUCCACCGCAUUUCCAAUGGGUACCAACCGAGUGCGGAGAGGGAGCCUCUAGCCAAGCUAGGCAAGACUGCUCCUGCGAUCACAGGACCUGCAACAAGCCAGAUUGCGCGAGCCGCUGAGCCUACGAAGGGCCAAGCCUGGGCCUUCCCUGACGGCGACGAGAGGGAGGAGGCGGCACGGUACGGCCAACCGUUGCACAACACAGCUUUCCUGGAUUCUCGGCGCAGCAGUGUCACCGAGUCGAUUGCUAGCAGCCAGUUCACUACGGAAUCUAGGUUGCCGCCUGGUCAGCGGAGACUGGACGAAAACGCCGAGUACAACCCCAUGGCUCAUGGUUCAACAGACUUCCCACCAGUGCAUCACCACUCCCUGCAGCACAAGCAACUGGGAGACCUCCAGGACGAGGAUGCGGAAUCGAGAGCUGGUGCUCAACCAUAUAGCCGUACUCCAGAACUUCGCAAGAGUCACAAGCUGGCUGAGCGGAAGCGAAGAACAGAGAUGAAGGAGCUGUUCGACCAACUCCGCGACUUGAUGCCCCAGGAACGAGGGUCCAAGGCGUCGAAAUGGGAGAUUUUGACUAAGGCCAUCACCGAGCACCAGCGAAUGGCGGAUGCCGUCCGUGUGAUGCAGAAUCAAAACGCCUCUAUUGCGUCAGAGAAUGACCAGCUGCGCCGGGAGAACCACGCUCUUAUGCUUCAGCUGCGAGGCCAGCCUCCUCAACAGGCACCCCCUCCUCCACCUGCGGCUGGCUACGCGUCAGAUCCCUAUGCUCACCGCCCAGAGCUACCUCCUCUGCGCGCCCUUAACGGCGGCCCUCCCAGCGGGCCUGAGUCAAUGACGGGUGUGCAAUACGAUGCACCGCGUGCCAACGGAUAUCGGCCUGCAGAGCGGUACUGA
Verticillium dahliae VdLs.17 is the source of this 1938-nucleotide messenger RNA. RefSeq lists its product as uncharacterized. Gene Ontology annotation, cellular component: RNA polymerase II transcription regulator complex. Gene Ontology annotation, molecular function: DNA-binding transcription factor activity; protein dimerization activity. Gene Ontology annotation, biological process: positive regulation of transcription by RNA polymerase II. Bases 511 to 1938 code for a protein of 475 amino acids. Lineage: Eukaryota; Fungi; Ascomycota; Sordariomycetes; Glomerellales; Plectosphaerellaceae. The transcript has 3 exons. The record is from RefSeq and is a predicted model, not a curated record.